AUGCCACCCAGGAAGCGCAAGGCCGAUGCCAGCGAUGGUCUUGACUCUGAACCCCCAUCCACAGCACCAGCGGCGAAGCGUGCAGCACGCAACAAGCGGCCAGCACCAGCAGCUGCAGGCAAGGGCCCCGCAAAGGCGCAGGACGGCAGGGUCAAACGUAGAAGAUUUGAGGUCAAAGAGAUCCUAGUCCCCUUAGAGGCCGGAUCGUGCUUCGCUUUCGGAUCUAACCCGUUCGGCGCGCUCGGCCUGGGCGAGGACGUCACCGAAAAGUCACGACCAGCAGUAGUUCAGGUUGACAACGUCGAUGGCAGCCCCGCCGAGAUUGUGCAGGUCGCCGCCGGCGGCAUGCACACCGUGGCACUCGGCCGCGACGGCGCCGUCUACACCUGGGGCGUCAACGAUGAGGGCGCGCUCGGCCGUCCAACAAGCGGGUCAGCUUGGGAGUCGGAAGACGACGCCGGCAAAGAGGACCCCGCGCUGCCUGGCCUGGCACGCCUGCCCGCCGGCGUGCGUGCAGUGCAGGUCGCCGCGGGCGACGGCUUCACUUUUGCAAUCGACGCGGACGGCGCCAUCUGGGGGUGGGGCUGCUUCAAGGACGACGGCAGCGGCGCUGCGGGCUUCCCCGGCGCCCCGAGCGGCAGCAAGCUGCAGCGGCUGCCGUCCAAGGUGCACGCGCCGUCCGACGCGCACGGCCGCGUGCUCAAGCUCGCCGCCGGGGCGCGCCACAUGGCAGCGCUGACGCGCGGCGGCGACGUGCUGACCUGGGGCAUGGGCGGCCAGGGGCAGCUUGGGCGCGUCGCCCCUUACGAUACGGAGAGCUUCCCACCGCUGGGUGACCUCAUAACGCCGGCGCCCGUGCCGGGCGUGUCCGCCGCGCUCGGCGGCGGCGGGGUCGCUGAUGUGGCGUGCGGCGCGUACGGCACGUUUGCGCUCAGCAGCCGCGGCGCUGUCGCCGCGUGGGGCCUCAACAACGCCGGCCAGCUCGCCCUGCCGCUCGCGCCGGCGGCGGCGGCCGACGAUGCCGCCGCCGCAGGCGCCGGCGGCGCGGGCGGCGGUGGCGGCGGCGGCGGUGGUGGUGGUGGUGAGGGCGCAGCCGGGGAGCGGAAAGGGGAGCAGGGCGGCGGCCACUUCCACUGGGAGCCCCGCGCGGUCGGCGCGCUCUCGCGCGUCGCCGCCAUCGCCGGCGGCGAGCACCACACGCUCGCUCUCACGCGCGCCGGCCACGUCCUCUCGUUCGGCGCGCCGACCUACGGUAUGCUCGGCCGCUCCAACGUGGACGUGGCCGCGGGCAGCAGCGACAACCACGCGCCGUUCCCCAUCGACCUCGCGGACGGCCUGCGGGACGAGGCCGUGGUGGGCAUCGCGGCCGGUACAAACGUGAGCGCGGCGGUCACGCGGCAGGGGAACCUGUACCUCUGGGGCUCAAACGUGAACUUCCAGAUGGCCAAGGGCGAGGACGACGACGACAACCGGCUGCCCACGCGCAUGCGGCGCAACAAGGCGUUCGGGCGGCGGCGCGUGCUGGCGGCCACGUUCGGCGGGCAGCACGGCGUGCUCCUGGCGAGCGGCGAGGAGGUGCCGGCGUAG
Messenger RNA from Monoraphidium neglectum, 1587 nucleotides. RefSeq lists its product as hypothetical. The coding region runs from base 1 to 1587 and encodes 528 amino acids. The record is from RefSeq and is a predicted model, not a curated record. Gene Ontology annotation, molecular function: guanyl-nucleotide exchange factor activity. Gene Ontology annotation, cellular component: cytoplasm. The transcript has a single exon. NCBI's taxonomy places the organism in Eukaryota, Viridiplantae, Chlorophyta, Chlorophyceae, Sphaeropleales, Selenastraceae.